AUGGAUAGUAGUCAGGCACAAAGACUGAUGUCAAGGAGAUUAAAGACCUCUUUAUCAGUAGCCAACAAGCUACUUGAACCCUCUGUGAUACAAGGUGUACCAGAAAAGUUACGACUUAAUAGGCAAGUGUUCAAGGCUAGAUAUGACUCAUCUGCUAGGGAUUUACCUGAUCUGAAUAUUGGGGAACAAAUACGUAUGAAACCGCUUCCUGGAGAUCGAACAGGUCGCUGGAGAAUGGGAACCUGUCUGCAAAAGGUUGCACCACGCUCUUAUCUUGUGGAUAUCAAAGGAUCUCUCUACCAACGCAAUCAUGUGGAUCUGCGAGUGGCCGAGAAGCCCGAUUCUCAAUAUCCAGUUGACAAGCCAGAUACACCUAGUAUUCCAAGGACACAGUCACAUGUCGGCAGUGAAGAGUGUACAGAAGUGAUACCACAGACUAGUACUAAUGACAGCCCUGAGCAAGCAGGACCUGACAGCAGUCAAGUUCAAAGCAUGCCAGUAAGUGGUGGGAAGAGUCCAGUAACCUCAGAGAGGGCUAAAAGACUAUUUGCACAAACUGGACCAGUCUUCACUUGUAGUGGCAGACAUUCACAACCACCUAAGAGACUUAACCUCUAG
Pelobates cultripes (western spadefoot toad) is the source of this 618-nucleotide messenger RNA. The record is from the annotation of a GenBank genome assembly. Lineage: Eukaryota; Metazoa; Chordata; Amphibia; Anura; Pelobatidae.